AUAGCUUAAUGACAACUAUUGUUACCUUAAAGCAUGUAAUGGUGGGUUCUGUGAAGAGUGGAAAACAAUCACAAAACCACAGAACCCACACAUUUCUUUUGUUCUAUUUAAUCUUUCAUUUCUUCGAUCUAAUCUUUGGUGGAUUAACUUAUUGGCAAGUACAAAGCUCCCAUAUGAAGGGUGGUGGUUGACUUAAGAAAAAGGAAGAGGAUAAAACGAUUCCCAUGUUUCGACUGUGCAUCUUCGUUCCUCCCCUCCCCCCGACACGCACGCGCCGUGCACACACACACCUUUCUCUCUCUCUCUGAUAAUCCGAAUAAUUUCUAAUAUCGAUGGACAAUUGAUUUACCAACAAAACAGAACAGUGUCAGCAUGAGUGUAUUCGCAGAAUAAAACAACACACUUGUAGGGCUGAAGGACACAACCACGGACUAUAGGAGGUUGAAUAGGGUUUCAGGGAUUUCAAUCCUUAAGGAAUUUCUAACAGCAACUAUGGAUGAGAAGCUAACACUCAAAGUUAAACAGAAGACAAGCCACUCCACCACAGCAGACAACUACAGCAUCAACUCGUCCACUAAAAAUGUCUGCACAGCCACCACAGACAGGACCAACAGCAAUGGCACGACCAAGCCUCUCAUCUCCCCAGCUAAGACAGCAAAGCUUGGCAAUGCUCAGGAUUUCGAUGACAUCUUAGAGGUGGUGGGAUCGUUUGGCCGCUAUCAAAAGAAGAUGAUGUUCCUCAUCUUCAUGCCGGUCUCUUUCUUCGCUGCAUUUACAUCAAAUUUGUUCCUGUUCCAAAUGGUGAUGCCUGAUUACUGGUGCCACACCCCGGGACGUGAAAAAACCUCACUCAGCCUGGCCCAGUGGCAUCAGCUCACACGCCCGAGCAAUAAUGGGGAGCCCUCCAGGUGCUUGAUGCAUGAAAUCAACUGGACUUACAAAAACACCAGCUUAUUCACUGUCACCAACCAGACUAAAGGACAUGAUGUGCUUACAGAAUGCAGCAAUGGCUGGGAGUUUGACACGACUGAAUAUUCAGCGACAGUGGGUACAAGCCUGGGGUGGGUGUGUGAGCAUGACCACUACUCCCAUUACACAUUGUCCAUCUCCAUGGCUGGCAAUGCUUUUGGCACUCUCAUCCUUCCAAUACUUGCUGACAAAUAUGUGGGUCGACGGUUCAUGUUCUUCAUAACUCUCAUCCUCCAUAUCAUAUUCACAAUUCCACUACUGUGGGUGACGGGAGCCCAAAUGCACAUGGCCCUUCGCUUCUUACAGGGUCUCUGCUUCGAAACCAACUACCUUAUGCCCUACAUAAUCUACAUGGAAGUCAUACCACCAGAGCGCCGUGCCCUUGCUGUAAUGGUGUCCUUCAUUGCAUGGACCUUCGGAAUGUGCUCAACAGCAUUUGUGGCGUGGCUUGUCCCGCACUGGAAGUACCUGGCCGUCAUCUCCAUUAUCCCCUCCCUUCUCGGAUUUCUAUAUUGGAGGCACCUCUCAGACUCCCCACGCUGGCUGCUGGCCAAAGGCAAGAUGCAUCAGUGUGUUGACGUCCUUCUGCAGAUCAGUGUGACCAACAGAAAGCAGGUGUCGCAACACGAGGUGGAGGUCAAGCUUAUGGAGCUGAUUCGGCAGCAGCCUGUGGAUCGACCACUCAGCGAUGUGCUACGCUAUCCAAAGCUCGCCCUUAGGACUCUGAUGCUCUUCCUCAUGUCGUUCAUGCAGUUUGUGGUGUACUCAGUCACCAUGUUGAGCAUGACAGUACUCCCAAAUAGUUUUCUGGCUCAUUUUGUCCUCUCCAUCUUCGAGUUACCAAGCAACUUCUUUGGCUGGGCCAUAACUCACUACCUGGGCAGACGCUUCAUGGCUUACUGCACCUUCCUGCUACUGUCCGUGUUUUGUUUGGCAGCCUACUUUAGCAUCCAAAAUGAGUGGCUCCUACUGACAAUAUUGGGCUUUGUGAAAUUUUUCUCAACGUGUGGCCUUUUCGUCGUUUUCCUAAUGGCAAGUGAGGCUCUCCCUACCCCUGUUAGGACCUCUGGCACUGGAAUCACUGUGGUGUUCGGAAUGCUUGGGAUGGUUACAGCACCUCAUGUCCUUCACUCUGGGUUCGCUGAAGGUGGCCACUAUUGGAUCCUGCUGGCAAUGACAGUGGCUUCUGCAAUUUGCAUGAUUCCUUUCCCGGAGACUUUGGGGCUACAGCUGCCCCAAACAUUCCAGGAUGCUGAAGAUCUAGGGCAAGGACGCCCCUUUAUCAAAUGGAUCCACCACUGGAACCUCCACAACUUCAUGCAACCACCAGAGUCUCAACAUAAAACAGUCAAUGAAUCUUUGAUGAGUUAAUCCAACUGGAUUCUAAAAUUUUGUAUAUAUGGCAUUUUAUCAAUAUUCUUACUCAUCUACAAAAAAAUCAAAUAUACCUCAUCAGAAAGACAGGGUAAUCAAAGCUUGUCAACCUAAGGUACUUGUGCUAAAUGGAGUACAUAAAUGUUUUUUUUUUUUUAGAUAUAAUACCUUAAAUAAGUGCAAAAUAUAAUAUGUAUAGUUGGUGCCCCUUCUAAUAAAGAAAUAUGUACCUUAA
Molecule: messenger RNA, 2578 nt
Organism: Portunus trituberculatus (swimming crab)
Lineage: Eukaryota; Metazoa; Arthropoda; Malacostraca; Decapoda; Portunidae
Product: organic cation transporter protein-like
Exons: 12
Coding region: 493-2340 (615 amino acids)
Biological process (GO): transmembrane transport
Cellular component (GO): membrane
Molecular function (GO): transmembrane transporter activity
Source: RefSeq, a predicted model, not a curated record